AUUGCACCUUGCACCUGAUAGCAAGCAGUAGGCACCAGUACAACCAUGGAGGACAACAACAGGAACAACGCUGCGAACGAUUUUCCACCCCCCUAUGACCAGACGUACCCUCAGAAGCAGCUGGGCGCCAUUCCGCCGGGAGCACCCAUUCCACCAGGGGGCCCUGCGCCACCAGGUGCUUACAUGCAACCGGGUGCUUACGGCCAGCCCGAUCCGCUGCAGGGAUACGGUUACCCUGGCAACUAUGGCACCGGACAGACGGUCUACACGACGACGGGUUAUCCCGCACAGACAAUGCAACCGGCGCCUGGUGUUAUCAUCGUUCAGCAGGACAUACCCCCAACGUACAUGAUAAUGUCCAUCUUCUCCUGCCUAUUCUGCUGCUGGGUAACAGGCCUCGUCGCCAUCUUCUAUUCCUCAAAGGUUACCACCUACGCACUCCUAGGCAACUGGGAGCUAGCACAAGAAACGUCGAAUAACGCAAAAAUGUGGAAAUAUAGUCAGCAUCACUGCCCGGAACGAUCAUAUUCUCCACAACCCUGAUAACGAUUCUUGUCCUGCCUAACCAGGAGACAUGCUCACCAUGAUAGCCUUAUUGACCCCCAGCUGAACCAAUCAAAUCGAGGAAGGGAGAGAAUUCCAAUACGGACUGACAGAAACAAAAGAAGCUAAACUGAAAGCAGAUCCUUCACAGUGGUUAUCAAGAGUACAAAAUAGAGAUCUCUAUUAAUUCUAGAGGUCUAUAUCUAUCGAUUAUAGAGAUCUCUAUUAGAUCUAGAGGUCUAUAUCUAUCGAUUAUAGAGAUCUCUAUUAGAUCUAGAGGUCUAUAUCUAUCGAUUAUAGCUAUCUCUAUUAGAUCUAGAGGUCUGUAUCUUUCGAUUAUAGAGAUCCGUAUUACAGUCUCUCAGUCGUUAUCUAGCUGGCCUCGGUUUGAUUACGGACCACUUGUUGUUUAUUCACUCAGCCGGCAAUAGAGAUCCGGUUGAGAGAUAACGUAGAUAGAGUUGUGUCAGUUCCUUGUACGAGCUGAGCCCUUGCCCCACACUGAGAGAAACGACAAGCACCGAGAGGCAAGCUAAGCUACCGUCGACCAGGAUCUACGACUGUUUCACGUCGUAGGAACGUGAAGUUACCUUCUCGCCACGUAGUGAGAAGCGAGAAGGUAUAGCUUGCAAGCGGCUAAGCUACCGCAUACAAUGACUGAGGGAUGAUGAAGCAGACACAGAUAUUCUAGCAGUAACGCUGAGAGGGUCUAUGUCCCCCAGGGUACUGCCGGAAUGUACCCUAGGUAUGGUCCGGUAUACCGGAAC
Messenger RNA from Priapulus caudatus, 1310 nucleotides. Its product is annotated as protein SPEC3-like. The transcript has 4 exons. Gene Ontology annotation, cellular component: membrane. NCBI's taxonomy places the organism in Eukaryota, Metazoa, Priapulida, Priapulimorpha, Priapulimorphida, Priapulidae. The record is from RefSeq and is a predicted model, not a curated record. The coding region runs from base 46 to 543 and encodes 165 amino acids.